AUGGACCAUCCACUACUGGAGAAACUGCCGCCCCAGCUGGGAAACUAUGUGCUGCAGGAGAUCCUUGGAUAUGGAACCUUUGGAAUUGUUGUUCGAUGCUUGAACACCAGGACUGGAGAAAUUGUGGCACUCAAAAUAUUUGAAAACAACAGUGAGGAUAUGGAGAGAGAACUUGGUAUCCUCCAGCAUCUGAGCAACAGCAUAGAUCCAGACAAAGUGAACAUCAUCAAAUGCUUUGAGCAUUUCCGACAUGAGGAUUAUGAGUGCAUUGCCUAUGAAGUUCUGGACCGCAGUUUCUAUGACUUCAUCAGGGAGCGUCAAAGGCCUUUUGCACUGAGCGAGUUGAGACCCAUAACUCAACAACUCCUUGUGGCCUUUGAGGCGCUGACGGAGGCACACGUGGUUCAUGCUGACAUGAAACUAGACAAUAUAAUGUUAGUUAACCACAAAGAUCAGCCUUAUAAAGUGAAGCUGAUUGACUUUGGCUGCGGAGGCUUCUUCUCCGAGCUGGAACAGGGCAUACGCAUUAUGACAGAUGGGUAUCGUGCUCCGGAGGUGACCCUAGGUGCUCCACUGUCUGGGGCAUUGGAUAUGUGGACCCUGGGCUGCUGCUUAGUAGAGGGCUUCUUGCACUGCCAACCUUUCUCCAACAUGUCUGACUAUGACAACCUAAGGACCAUCAUUCGCUUGGUAGAACAACCCAGCAAUGAGAUGCUCAACAGAAGCUUGUAUGCUGAAAAGUGCUUUCUUGAAAGUAGAUCCCAGUGGUCUUUGAAGACACCCUUUGAGUACCAGGCCUCAAACUGGAAAAAGCCUGAUAUUGGUGUGAGUCCUUUGGAUGACGCUCCAAAUCUUGAGGCCGCGAUUAUGUACGGCCAUGAAAAUAUGGACGAGGAUGUGCAGUCGGACCUGAGGCCUUUAUGGAUUUACUUAAAAAUCUGCUGCAGACGGAUCCAGAGAAGAGGAUAA
Knipowitschia caucasica is the source of this 969-nucleotide messenger RNA. The record is from the annotation of a GenBank genome assembly. Lineage: Eukaryota; Metazoa; Chordata; Actinopteri; Gobiiformes; Gobiidae.